Molecule: messenger RNA, 666 nt
Organism: Tilletiaria anomala UBC 951
Lineage: Eukaryota; Fungi; Basidiomycota; Exobasidiomycetes; Georgefischeriales; Tilletiariaceae
Exons: 3
Coding region: 1-666 (221 amino acids)
Cellular component (GO): mitochondrial inner membrane
Molecular function (GO): copper ion binding
Source: RefSeq, a predicted model, not a curated record
AUGGAGAGAAUGAAGCGAGAUGCAUACAAAAAGCGAAAUCAAAGCCUGAUGAUGUACACUGCUGCAGCUCUUCUUCUCGGCCUGGGCGUGACAUAUGCAGCGGUCCCCUUCUACCGCGCGUUCUGCGGCGCGACGGGAUUCGGCGGCACGCCGAUGGUCUCACAAGGCCGCUUCGAGCCAUCUCGCUUGGUGCCCAUCUCAUACUUUGGCGACACCGGCUCGCGGAUCAAGCGAAUACGCGUCACAUUCAACUCGGAUACCAGCGACUCGUUACCGUGGAGCUUCACGCCUGUCACAAAGGAGAUCCACGUCCUACCUGGGGAGACGGCGCUGGCGUUCUACACGGCGACAAACAAGGGAAAGAAAGAUAUCGUUGGCAUUGCGACGUACAAUGUCGCGCCAGACAGGAUCGCACCAUACUUUGCGAAAGUCGAAUGCUUCUGCUUUGAAGAGCAAAAGCUGCUUGCAGGCGAGGAGGUGGACUUACCCGUCUUCUUUUUCAUUGACAAGGACAUGCUCGAAGAUCCCGCAGUAAAGGACGUGGAGGAGGUCGUGCUGAGCUACACAUUCUUCUCUGCGCGUAGAAAUGAGAAGAAUGGCCAGCUGGAGCCCGACACGGAUCUCAGCCAGUACACCGUCGGCAUGGACUUGCCCGACCUCAAAUGA